AUGAGAUGUAUAGACUUCUUAUGGCACCAGGCUCCAUGUCUGCAUAAGCACAAUGCCUUGGGUCAUCUGAGCACGCCCUCCAACAAAGUGAUCAUGGAAAAUCGCCAGGAGGAUAUUGCAGAGGCCCUCCAGGGCAUUGAUCAAGGUGUAGCUGCUGAAAAGGUAAAGAAGUAUUUGAAUGAUCUAGAAAAGGCUCCUUUAGUCAUCGCAAUCACCGGAGAGUCUGGCUCUGGUAAAUCCACCUUUGUCAACGCUCUCAGAGAAUUAGACGACAGUGACGAGGAUGCUGCUUCCACUGAUGUCGUGGAAACAACUAUGGAGCCAAUAAAGUACAGCCUCCCAAAAAACUCCAAUAUUAAACUAUGGGACCUACCUGGUGUGGGCACGACCAAGUUUACAGCGAAUGAGUAUCUGAUGAAGAUGGAGUUUGAGAGGUUUGACUUCUUCAUCAUUAUCUCCAGUGACCGUUUCAGAGAAAAUGAUGCAAAACUGGCUCAAGAAAUCCAAAAGAUGGGGAAGAAAUUCUACUUUGUUCGAUCCAAGAUGGACAACAGCAUCCAAAAUGAUAAACGAAAAUACAAAAAAAUAACUGAGGAUGAGUACAAUGCCAAGUUAAAAAUGCAAACCCUCCAACGAAUCAGAGACAACUGCACAAAAGAGCUUGGUAAGCUGGGGAUCCAGUCUCCAAAAGUGUUCCUAAUCUCCAGCGUCGCUCUGCAGGAUUAUGAUUUCCAUGAUUUUUGGAAAACUCUGGAGAAGGAGCUGCCUGCAUUCCAGCGAGAUGUUCUGCUCCUGGCUCUGCCUAACAUUAAUCUGGAGGAGUUUGAGGUCAGGGACAGUGACAUAUUUCUGGUUACUUACCCCAAGUCGGGUCAGUGA
Messenger RNA from Knipowitschia caucasica, 879 nucleotides. NCBI's taxonomy places the organism in Eukaryota, Metazoa, Chordata, Actinopteri, Gobiiformes, Gobiidae. The record is from the annotation of a GenBank genome assembly.